Sorex araneus (European shrew) is the source of this 6129-nucleotide messenger RNA. RefSeq names its product transient receptor potential cation channel subfamily V member 2 (gene TRPV2). NCBI's taxonomy places the organism in Eukaryota, Metazoa, Chordata, Mammalia, Eulipotyphla, Soricidae. The record is from RefSeq and is a predicted model, not a curated record. The coding region runs from base 378 to 2651 and encodes 757 amino acids. The transcript has 18 exons. Gene Ontology annotation, molecular function: calcium channel activity; protein binding. Gene Ontology annotation, biological process: calcium ion import across plasma membrane. Gene Ontology annotation, cellular component: membrane.
CCGCCCCCUGCGACCUCCGGUGGCCUGCGGGCGCGGAGGCGGGGCUUGUCCGGGAGCAGGGUGUGGCCACACCCGGGGUGGCCAUUCCGAUGGGCAGCACUCGGUGACAGGGACUCGGCGGGUGGCUGAGCGCAGACGGUGCAGGUGGUCCCGGGAGCCCCCACCCCGCGGCCACGUCUGCGCGGAGGGUGGUGCCAGCGCCCCGCGCCCCGCGCCCUGAGCCCUGCGCCCCGCGCUUCACUUCCUCGCCGCCAGCGCCGGCCCCCAGGCCCUGGACACAACCACCUACCCCAUAGACCCAGGGCUGGAAUAAGGGACCCUGACACCUCCGAUCCCACAGAGGUUCCAGGUGCACAGAGCAGCUUUCUCUUCUCAGGAUGGCCUCGCCCUCUGGCUCUCCAGCUUUUAGGCUAGAAACAUCAGAUGGAGGCCAAGAAGAUGGUGCUGAGGUGGGAAAAAGAAAGCUGGGCCAUGGGGAUGGGCCGCCGCCAAUGGAGUCAUCAGUCCAGGAUGAAGACAAAAACUUCCCUCUUCGGAUCAAAGUGAACCUCAACUACAGAAAAUUGAGCAGCCAGCCAGACCCAAGCCGCUUUGACCGUGACCGGCUCUUCAGAGUGGUCGCCCAAGGUGUCCCCGAGGAUUUGGCUGGCCUGCCAGAGUACCUGCGCCGCACCACCAAGUAUCUAACCGACUCGGAAUACACAGAGGGUUCCACUGGGAAGACUUGCUUGAUGAAGGCUGUGCUGAACCUUCGGGAUGGGACCAAUGCUUGCAUCCUGCCACUGCUACAAAUUGACCGGGACUCUGGCAAUCCCAGGCCUCUGGUGAAUGCCCAGUGCACUGAUAAGUACUACCAAGGCCACAGUGCCCUGCACAUUGCCAUUGAGAAGAGGAGCCUGCAGUGUGUGAAGCUCCUGGUGGAGAAUGGGGCCAAUGUGCACGCCCGGGCUUGCGGCCACUUCUUCCAGAACAGACAAGGGACUUCCUUCUAUUUUGGUGAGCUACCCCUCUCACUGGCUGCAUGCACCAAGCAGUGGGAUGUGGUCACCUACCUGCUGGAGAACCCCCACCAGCCUGCCAGCCUACAGGCGACAGACUCCCAGGGCAACACAGUCCUGCAUGCCCUGGUGAUGAUUGCAAACAACUCAGCGGAGAACACUGAACUGGUCAUCUCUAUGUAUGACAAGCUCCUUCAAGCCGCGGCCCGCAUCUGUCCCACUGUGGAGCUCGAGGACAUUCCCAACCUGCAGGGCCUUACACCCCUGAAGCUGGCUGCCAAGGAGGGCAAAAUUGAGAUUUUCAGACACAUCCUGCAACGGGAGUUCUCAGGGCCAUGCCAGGCCCUUUCUCGCAAGUUUACUGAGUGGUGUUACGGGCCUGUCCGUGUGUCCCUCUAUGACCUGGCCUCUGUGGACAGCUGGGAGGAGAACUCAGUGCUGGAGAUCAUCGCCUUUCAUUGCAAAAGUCCGCACCGGCACCGCAUGGUGGUUUUGGAACCACUGAACAAACUGCUGCAAGCAAAAUGGGACCUGCUGCUUCACAGGUUCUUCUUCAACUUCCUGUGUUACGUGAUCUACACGGCCAUCUUCACCGCUGUUGCCUAUCUUCAGCCUUCCCUGGAUAAGAGCUUCCUCCCCAAAAACGUGACAGCUGGGAGCUCCUUAAUGCUGCUGGGUCACAUCAUCGUCCUGUUUGGGGCUGUCUACCUCCUCUUGGGCCAGCUGUGGUACUUCUGGAGACGCCGGUUGUUCAUCUGGAUCUCGUUCAUGGACAGCUACUUUGAAAUCCUCUUUCUGCUCCAGGCCCUGCUCACGGUGCUUUCCCAGCUGCUAUGUUUCCUGUCGAUUGAGUGGUACCUGCCCCUGCUUGUGGCCUCCCUGGUGCUGUGCUGGCUGAACCUGCUGUACUACAUGCGUGGCUUUCAGCACACAGGCAUCUACAGCAUCAUGAUCCAGAAGGUCAUCCUGAGGGACCUGCUUCGCUUCCUUCUGAUCUAUUUGGUCUUCCUAAUUGGCUUCGCUGUAGCCCUGGUGAGCCUGAGUCGGGAGGUCCCAGCAGGCUCCAAUGUCACAGAAGCAGUCCAGCUGUCAGCGGGGCAGGAGGACAAGGAAGGCAGCUCAGCUCCCUAUGGGAGCAUCCUGGAUGCUGCCUUGGAACUAUUCAAGUUCACGAUCGGCAUGGGCGAGCUGGCCUUCCAGGACCAGCUGCUCUUUCGAGGUAUGGUGCUGCUGCUGUUGCUGGCCUAUGUGCUGCUCACCUACAUCCUGCUGCUCAACAUGCUCAUCGCCCUCAUGAGUGAGACGGUCAACAGCGUUGCCACUGACAGCUGGAGCCUCUGGAAGCUGCAGAAAGCCAUCUCUGUUCUGGAGAUGGAGAAUGGCUAUUGGUGGUGCAGGAGGAAGAAGCAACGGGCCGGUGUAUUGCUGACUGUUGGCACCAGGCUGGAUGGCAGCCCUGAUAAGCGCUGGUGCUUCAGGGUGGAGGAAGUGAACUGGGCUGCAUGGGAGCAGACAUUGCCAACAGUGUGUGAGGAGCCAUCAGAGCCAAGCAUCCCUGGUUCUAUGACGAAACUUGCCCAGGCCUCCCCACUUCGACAGGACACUGCCUUGGAGGAAAACCAUCUGCCCCUUCAGCUCCUGGAGUCCCGCUGACGGCCCAGAUGCACCAGGCAAUGGGCGAGACCCUGAACUGUUUCAGUCAUGGGGAAUAAUGGUGGCAAAUACAAGUAUUUUCUCUUGGCUUGCCUCCUGUAAACUUUAUUUGAACAGUUACUGGGUUGUUGGAUGCUCUGACAUCUGCAUCUUUGCGAGUAUGCGUCUAUGCCUGGGCUCCAUCAUCCCCAUUCCUGCAAAAGCUCUCCACCCAGCUCCACACCCAGCCUCAGGGUCACACUCGCCUGGGUGCACGAAGCAGGCUGGCACUGUGCCCACUAUCUUGGCAGAGGCCUGGUAGUAGGCAUAGGUAAGCAGAGCUGCCUCGCUUCUCUCUCCCAUGGCCUUCAGAAACUGAGACCACUUCCAGGACUGCUCCCAAAGUUCUCGAGCUUCGCUGCUUCGUGCAAGCUCUGAGGACUCUCUUGUUCCAUUAGGCUGCCUAUUUCAGUUCCUCCAAGCUUUUCUUUACACCAGCAAGGCAGGCUUCCUGAGACUAUGCUCUGAAGGUGGCUCCCCAGUGCCCACAGAGCACCCAGUCUGCCAUGGCUUUGCCAAACACCUCCAGAUUCAUCUUCCUCUGUUUUCCGCUGUUUCCCCAUUAACCCUGUUACUACUUUGACUACAUUCUUCAGGGGACUAAUGAACCUCCCCUGUUUCAUACCUUGACUCAGCUCUGCCUAGGCGUCUAGUCUAAUCCCUCCAUUGAAAUCCUACACUUUGGACCAUAGAGAUGGCUGAGAAGUCUGGGGUGCAAGACUUGUGUGCUUUGUAUGUGGGGGAGGUAUGGGGGAAUGUGUGUGGGGGCACCAUAUGGUCCCAGGGCUUGUCACCCCCCAAUUCCAUAUUUAUUUCUAAUGGCUGCUCGAAAACUGUUAAUGAUAGUCUUUCUACUUUUUUUCAGCCAAAAUGAACGCUGCUCUCUUGGUGUAACAUGUUACAAAAUGUAUAAAUAUGAACUGGAAUUUUAUUUGGGGAGUGCUCUGAAGCAGUGCUCAGGGAAGGGAGGGCACUGCAUGUGAUGCUGGGCAGAACGCUGCUGGGCUAACUUCAGGUGCUGGUGAUAGAGACGAGGAGAGCAGACAGGGUAAGAUUAGGGAUACGGCCCUUACAGAAAGGAACCACCAGGUUCCACGGGAGAUGGAGGUGAUGUGUGCUGACUUGGAUGACCCAGGCACUACUGGGAGAGAUUCAUGUCAGCAUUCUCUCCCCUGUUUUAGUAACUCACAUUCUUGGAGCAUAAUAAAUACUCAUCCACCCACCUUUGGAAAAAAGGUAUGAAAAGAGAAGGUUUCAGUCUUUCUUUGGAGUCCUGUUUUAGGAGACCCCUCCCAUAAUCUGGGAGGUUCCCUGCACCCUAAAUAAAAUCUUUACUGAAUUUGGUCACUUGCUCUCCUGGACCAUGCCUUCAAUCUUGACUGCUUAAGGACAAGAACCUGAACAUCUCCCUGUUACAACACAGGGGGCUACCCAGGCCACACUCAAGUGGUACUGGGAGACCACCUGGUGCUGGGGAUUCAACUUAGUGACUCUGCAUGCAAGGUAUGUGUUGCAACCCUUUGAGGUAUCAUAAUAUAUAUACUUCUUGAUAGGCCUAGAGACAGUACAGGGGUUGCAUGUGGCCAACUGGGUUAGAUCCCAGGCACCACCCAGAGAAGCCCUGAAAGCUGCCUUCCUCCCAAUUCCUCCCCCAAGGAGUGACCCCAAGCACUCUUGGGGUGGCAGAGUUAACCCAGGGGCCUCUGCAACACAGCAUCCUCGCUGUUUCAUUUUGAACUGCAGCCAGGUUGUCCGAAUAUUAGCAGGAGUGGUCCUGACCCCACCCCUCAGCCCUCAGCGUAGGCUACUUACAGAAUAUUUUUUUCUGGGCUCCACUGCGCGGCUGUCCGGGGCAGGACAACCCAUCCCCCUUCCCGAGUGUUUUUGUUCUGCCACUAGUGGCUUUUUUUGCAGAGCAAUCAGGGCCAGGGAUAGAGAAGCCGGAAGGGUCAGAUGAAAGGAUGGACGUGGAUCCAGAAAAGAUGUCCGCGCAGUCCUGUGAGGUUAUCUAGUGUGAUGAGAGCUGUCUGCGCAGGUGGGGAGAGGCGCCGGGGACACUCGGAAGUACCGGUGAGGUCUGUCUUCGCAGACCAGCAGCUCUUUGUAGAAGGGGAGGUAAGAGCUAAGAACGCGCGCCGCGUGCUAAGGCCCCGCGGAACUUCGCGAGGGUCAGGUCAGCGGCUGCUCAGAAACUCGAGCCCCUGGCUAAGUCCACUCAGCAAAGGGUUGCAGUGGAUAGAGGGAACCGGUGCACCGUUUCCGCCUCGGUGCGCAGGCCCCGGCUCCGCCUCUGCGCCCCGCCCGCGCCCCGCCUCUGCGCCCCGGCCCCAUAUCUGCGCCCCGCCCACCCCUGUAUUUGCCCCUGCGCCCCGCCCUCACCUCUUAACCCCGCCCCUUCCUCUUCGCCCCGCCCCACCUCUGCGCCCCGCCCCUGCCUCUGCAUCCCGCCCCCACCUCUCCGUCUGCAGCUGCACCGCCCCCGCGCCCUGUCCCCGCCUCUACGCAGGCGCCUUGGAUCUCGUCGCGCUCUGGGAAGCGACCACACGCUCUCUCGCAGGGGGCGUACCGGGGCGGGCGGGACGUCUGCGGGGCUUACCGAGCUGAAAGUUCCCGUGAGCCUUUGCGCCGACCCUCCUCGAUUCUGAGAGGAAUGGAGUGGUCCGGCUCCUUAAAGGCCUGGCGCGCGACCGGCACCUUCUUUUCUUCCUCGGUGUUCGGGCUGGUGUCUGGUGUGUGGCUCUCUGCGGGGAGGCGGACGGGGACGCUGUCCUGAUUCUAGCUCCUGGGCAAAGGGCCCCCGGGGGCAGCGUGGCGUGCGGUGGAGAGGGCGCGCAUUGGGGCCGGGCUCAGGGCUGCGCGUCUGUCCGUAGGUCGCCGACCGCGUGGGGCCUCGAUGGCGGGAGCCCGUCAGCCCGGCGCACCCCGCGAGCACCCCGCGAGCCCCGGGUAGGUGCGUGGCCGGCUGCCCUGAUGAGACUUGGGUCAGAAAGUGUCGUCAAAUGAGACCGCUGACUGCGAUGCGUAACGGACGCAGUCGCCGACCCCUGCGCGUGGCGUCGCGGCCCGGCCUGCGCGCUCCCCGCCGGAGGUCGCCAAGGAUAAGUGGAUCUCCACCAUGAGACAAACUUGACAGCACCGUUGGCACCUGAAGGUUUGGGGUGCAGGAGAAUGGCCAGCAGUGCAGUUGAGUGGCAACAGCUCAGAUAAGAGGCUACUUUUCCCAGAGGAUGGUCACCUGUGUCACAGGGAAGAAUGAAAUCUCAAGGACAGGUGUUCAUUAUCAAGUUCAAGUUGAAAGGAUUAACUGAUUGUGCCAACAAUAGAACCACAAAAGGGUUUUGCCAAGGAAGGCAUGUUUGGUGUCCUCUUUAUAUUUGCUGAGGGAAAUUCUGUCUUUGCAAUUGAUAGACUAUUGCAAUAAAGAAUUGUUUCCACUGUU